Alligator mississippiensis (American alligator) is the source of this 11899-nucleotide messenger RNA. RefSeq names its product microtubule associated serine/threonine kinase 2 (gene MAST2). Bases 1870 to 7659 code for a protein of 1929 amino acids. The record is from RefSeq and is a predicted model, not a curated record. NCBI's taxonomy places the organism in Eukaryota, Metazoa, Chordata, Crocodylia, Alligatoridae. Gene Ontology annotation, biological process: peptidyl-serine phosphorylation; intracellular signal transduction. Gene Ontology annotation, cellular component: microtubule cytoskeleton. Gene Ontology annotation, molecular function: magnesium ion binding; microtubule binding; protein serine/threonine kinase activity. The transcript is spliced from 29 exons.
AGGUAUCGGCAAGAUGAGGAUUCAUUAGCAACUCGCAGUAAAAGCCCGCACUGGCUCAGCCCAGGAUCCCCAGGACCCCGGUGACUGGAGCCGAGUUGUAUCUGCUUUCAGACCACUUCACAGCGACGUGGUUUGCUCACGUGACUCGGAGUCACUUAGCGUGAAGAUCGGCUGAAGAUUCCUAUGUAAAUAGCCAUUCCUUUAAGCACUGUCAGCUCGAGUGCUUUUAUUGAGACUUUUUUCUCUUUUUUUGGUUGCUGCUGUCAUAAUUGUGGGAACAUGAGUUCUUCAUCAAGCGGUGGGAGGCAGCCUGCAGUCGGGUCUCACUACUGCUGCAUUAGCGCUCACUAGGAGGUGUGAUCAGAUCUCUCAGAUGCCCACUUCUUUGUGGAAUCCAAAAUUUCCCUUUGACUACCUAGUGGGAUCCUUCAGAGGAUGAAGUUGCUGAGUUUUUUUCCUGUGGCAUUUCCACACAGUGUUGUCACUAGAUCCUGCGGUAUGCUUUGAUCGGGAGGUAGUCCGGUUUGUUUGAUCGGGAGGUGAUCAAUUCAUUGUCUUCGAUCGGGAGGUGGAAUUCAUUGUCUGCCACUGUGAGCCUAUAGUCCACAGCAUUUUCAUUUAUUUGGAUAGUUUGCUCAUUUUUUGAAGAGGCAGCAUAUAUGGCAAAACUUCUUUUAAGAGACUCUUUGUUGUUAUUUCACCCUGUGUUAUUUAGCUUUUUACUUUUCAUUGUAGUGUGUGCCGGAAGAAAGUGCAUUUUCACUGUUCUUGAAUAUGCAUUUAACUCUUCAGUUUUAAAAUGCGACUGAUAUUACACACAAUCACUUGAAGCAUUCGUGACAGUUCUAGCCAUCUGUAUGAAGAUGGCAGACUGUGGAGAAAAAGGAACUGUAAAAUAGGCUGAAAAAGCCUCAACUGAGCGGUGCCUUCUUUGUAACACAGCACUUAUACACGGGCGGCGAAGAGGGAAGGGCUUCUUAUGACAGCGUUGUCAGUGCUGAAUAGAUGAAUGAAUGAAUUCUUGCAUGUUCAGAACUCGCAGCACGUGUUCCCGACCCUUCAGCGCAUAAAAGAGUAGCAAGAUCCUCGGCACCGAACUAAGGCGCUGAAGAAGGAAUGCGCCGUGCCUGCCACGUUUGAGAGAGAGCGAGAGAGAGAGAGGCAGCGUGGUUCCCGGGUAGAAGAAACAAAAGAACGUGCUCCAGGAUCUGAAGAAUCUGACAUUUGCUUUGCCGUACAAAGGAUAAGGACAUCUUCAUGUUUGACACCUCUCGUUUUAUCAGUGGAUGUGUUUUUUAAAUUGAAUAAUACGGGGGCUGGGGGGGGGGGUGUAGUACAGUGGUUUUUAAGCAAAGUGCAACAGUGUGCGUUUGAAAAGGGAAUGUGACCUGGAUUUUAUGAGCUUAUUGCAAACACUAGCUGAAGGCAGCUGUGGUAGUUUACUUAGCCUUUUUAACAGAUCAAGUAAAUUGAAGGAAAGCCAAGACAUGAAAAGAAAAUCUGCAUUAAUUUCCUCCUUUUUUUCCUUCUGUUAAGACUUGGAUGUAUGAUGCAGUUUUACCUGCAAACAAAUGCGUGGGGAGAAAAAACAUCUAAACUUGAAGCAGAUCUUUUUUCCCCAAUCUUUCCGGCUUUUGAAAUGUGACUUAAAAGUGCCAAAAGGAGGCAGGCAGAAAUACAUACAGCUCAUCAGACGCAGUGGCUGCAGUGCUUUAGGAGAGGCAAAUGCGAGAUCAUGUCCUAUUUUUAGAGACUGAGAGAAAACCUUGGAAAUAAUGGGCUUCUUUGCAAGUUUGACAGAGGAGCACUAGCCAAAAGCAAGUCAUCGGCAGAAGGAGCUGGUAGCUGGGAACAGCUGAGGGUCCAAAUAUGGAUGAUUCAAGCAUUCUGCGAAGGAGAGGGUUACAGAAGGAACUCAGUCUCCCAAGAAGAGGAAGCUUCUGUCGCACAAGCAACAGGAAGAGUCUGAUUGUAACGUCCAGCACCUCUCCAACGCUGCCGCGACCCCACUCCCCUCUCCAUGGGCACACAGGUAGCAGCCCGUUGGACAGUCCCAGGAAUUUCUCUCCAAAUGCACCUGCUCAUUUUUCCUUUGUGCCGGCUCGCAGCCAUGGACACAGAGCAGACAGAACGGACGGGCGUCGCUGGUCCCUGGCCUCCCUGCCUUCAUCGGGGUACGGGACAAACACCCCCAGCUCAACCGUCUCCUCAUCAUGCUCAUCCCAGGAGAAGCUGCACCAGCUGCCCUUUCAGCCAACGGCCGAUGAGCUUCAUUUCCUGACAAAGCAUUUCAGCACCGAGAGCAUCACUGACGAGGAAGGGCGUCACUCCCCAGCCAUGAGGCCCCGAUCCCGCAGUCUCAGCCCUGGUCGCUCUCCGAUUUCCUUUGACAGUGAAAUAAUAAUGAUGAAUCAUGUGUACAAAGAAAGGUUUCCAAAGGCCACGGCACAGAUGGAGGAACGGCUGGCUGAGUUUAUUGCUUCUAAUGCUCCUGAGAAUGUGCUGCAAUUAGCAGAUGGGGUCUUAAGCUUCAUUCAUCAUCAAGUCAUUGAGCUAGCCAGAGACUGCCUGGAUAAAUCACGUGACGGACUUAUUACUUCCCGGUACUUUUAUGAACUUCAGGAAAACUUAGAGAAACUCCUACAGGAUGCCCACGAGCGCUCGGAGAGCUCAGAGGUCGCUUUUGUUACCCAGCUUGUGAAAAAGCUGAUGAUCAUCAUCGCGCGACCAGCUCGACUGCUCGAGUGCCUGGAGUUUGACCCUGAAGAGUUCUAUCAUCUGUUGGAAGCUGCUGAAGGCCAUGCCAAGGAAGGGCAAGGAAUUAAGUGCGACAUCCCCCGUUACAUUAUCAGCCAGCUGGGCCUUACCCGGGAUCCCCUGGAGGAAAUGGCCCAGCUGAAUAGCUAUGAUAGUCCAGAUACUCCGGAGACAGACGAUUCGGUUGAGAGCCGUGGGGCCUCUGUGCAGUCAAAGAAAACUCCCUCUGAAGAGGAGUUUGAAACUAUUAAACUAAUCAGCAAUGGAGCUUAUGGCGCGGUGUAUCUGGUGCGGCACAAAACCACCCGCCAGCGCUUUGCCAUGAAGAAGAUCAACAAGCAGAACCUCAUUUUGAGAAACCAGAUCCAGCAGGCCUUUGUGGAGAGAGACAUCCUGACCUUUGCCGAGAACCCCUUCGUAGUCGGCAUGUUCUGCUCCUUCGAGACCAAGCGUCACCUCUGCAUGGUUAUGGAGUAUGUGGAAGGAGGCGAUUGUGCUACGCUCCUGAAGAAUAUUGGAGCCCUUCCUGUUGAUAUGGCCCGGAUGUAUUUUGCUGAGACCGUGCUGGCCUUGGAGUAUCUGCAUAACUAUGGAAUUGUUCACCGUGACCUGAAACCUGACAAUCUUCUGAUAACAUCCAUGGGUCACAUUAAACUAACAGAUUUUGGACUUUCUAAAAUUGGGCUAAUGAGUCUCACGACUAACCUGUAUGAGGGACACAUUGAAAAAGAUGCCAGAGAGUUCCUGGAUAAGCAGGUGUGUGGGACUCCAGAAUACAUUGCCCCAGAAGUGAUCUUGCGACAGGGUUAUGGAAAGCCUGUGGAUUGGUGGGCCAUGGGGAUUAUCCUCUACGAGUUUUUAGUUGGCUGCGUCCCUUUCUUUGGUGAUACACCAGAAGAGCUGUUUGGACAAGUGAUCAGUGAUGAAAUUGCUUGGCCGGAUGGGGAUGAAGCAUUGCCACCAGAUGCACAGGACCUCAUUUCCAAACUUCUUUGCCAAAACCCCCUGGAGAGAAUGGGAACAGGUAGUGCCUUGGAAGUGAAACAGCACCGGUUCUUUAAGGAUCUGGACUGGAAUGGAUUACUUCGGCAGAAAGCAGAGUUCAUUCCCCAGCUGGAAUCUGAGGAUGACACCAGUUACUUUGACACCCGCUCGGACCGGUACCACCACCUCGACUCAGAAGACGAGGAAGACACAAAUGAUGAUGAUCAUGUGGAAAUUCGGCAGUUUUCCUCUUGCUCACCGAGGUUCAGUAAGGUGUAUAGCAGCAUGGAACGUCUUUCCAUCCACGAGGAGAGGAAAACUCCACCUCCUACUAAGCGGAGCCUGAGUGAGGAAAAAGACGACCGACUAGACAGUCUCAGCGGCCUGAAAAGUCGGGACCGCAGCUGGGUGAUUGGAUCUCCUGAAAUACUGCGUAAGCGCCUGUCCGUGUCCGAGUCUUCACACACAGAAAGCGACUCCAGUCCACCUCUUACAGUUCGUCGACGCUGCUCAGGACUUCUUGACAUGCCCCGAUUUGCCAUCUCGGCCGAGGAAGAUGGAAGUGCCUCCAAAAAGCAACAGUCAGAUGCAGUGUUGCUGUCUACGGUCCAGUCCCGUGAGGGGCACCCGCUGCCAAUCCCCGAGCAACCCGUGGAGCAGGAGCUGCAGCUGGACGGGGACCCUGGACCAACGACAACACUCUCAUCAGCUGUCAGCAGCAACAGCAGCUCAACAUUGACAGCUGGGAGCACUGCAGAUACCUCUGAUCAGCACUCUCGUGGCAACAGCAACGAGGGCCCGGAUUUCACCACUCCAAAAGCCAUCAGCGACUUGGCAGUACGGCGGGCGCGGCAUCGGCUGCUCUCGGGGGAAUCAGGGGAGAAACGUGCCUCCAAACCUGUCAACAAAGUGAUUAAAUCAGCAUCAGCUACUGCCCUCUCCCUCCUGAUUCCUUCUGGAGCAAUUCUAGCUUUGUGCCUUCUCGUCCCCGAUGCAGAGAGUCUAGGUCUUGCUGUAGGUUUCAGGACCUUUUCUGUUCCUGCCAACUUGAAGAAUAGCACAUCCCAAGAAUUUACAGGGAGGCCUUCAGAGCCAGGUUGCCUGCCCAGCAGAAUAUGCUUUCCUGUCUCAAUGAGAGCUCUGGAGACAGAUCACCACACUUGUUCCCCAUUGGCCAGCCCAAUGUCACCUCAUUCUCUGUCCUCGAACCCGUCUUCGAGGGACUCUUCACCAAGCCGAGACUUUUCUCCUGCCAUUGCAAACCCGAAGCCACCAAUCAUCAUCCAUCGGGCUGGGAAAAAAUACGGCUUCACUCUGCGCGCUAUUCGCGUCUACAUGGGAGACAGCGACGUCUACACUGUGCACCACAUGGUCUGGCAUGUGGAAGAAGGAGGCCCGGCCAGCGAAGCCGGUCUGCGGGAAGGUGAUCUGAUAACUCACGUCAACGGGGAGCCUGUCAACGGCCUAGUGCACACGGAAGUGGUGGAGCUGAUCCUGAAGAGCGGAAACAAGGUGUCUAUCUCUACCACCCCCUUUGAGAACACAUCCAUCAAAGUCGGGCCAGCUCGAAAGGCCAGCUACAAAUCCAAAAUGGCGCGUAGGAACAAGAAGAGCAAAACCAAAGAAGGGCAGGAAAGCAAGAAGAAGAGUUCGUUGUUCAGGAAGAUCACGAAGCAGGCUUCGCUGCUGCACACCAGCCGCAGUUUAUCUUCACUCAACCGCUCCCUGUCUUCCGGAGAAAGUGUUCCUGGUUCUCCGACUCAUAACCUGUCUCCUCGGUCACCCACGCAGAGCUACAGAUCUACUCCAGAGUCUGUUCAUUCAGUUGGUGGAAAUUCUUCCCAGAGCAGCUCUCCUGGCUCCAGUGUCCCCAACUCUCCAGCCAGCUCCGGGCACAUCCGGCCUAGUUCUCUGCACGGGCUAGCACCGAAGCUUCAGCGACAGUACAGAUCGCCAAGGCGUAAAUCGGCAGGAAAUAUCCCCCUCUCGCCACUGGCUCACACUCCGUCACCGACCCCGCAGUCCACAUCGCCUCAGCGCUCUCCUUCUCCUUUGCCUGGGCAUUCAGUUGGCAGCUCCAGUAUUAUUCAGUCCUUUCCUGUAAAGCUACACUCCUCCCCACCACUGGUGAGGCAGAUUUCCAGACCCAAAAGUGCCGAGCCUCCCCGUUCUCCUCUCCUGAAGAGAGUCCAGUCCGCUGAGAAGCUUGCUGCUUCCUUGUCCUCCUCUGAAAAGAAGCUGGCUUCCUCUCGCAAGCACAGCUUAGAUAUCUCCCACUCUGAAUUUAAGAAGGAGAUGCUGCAGCGCGAUCCCAGCCUCCAGAGUUUACAGGAAUCGAUGAAUGAAACAACAGGAGGCAAAGUGGGGCUCGCAGAGAAAGGCAUGUUGCAAAAGCCAACUUCCAGGAAGCUGGGUGCUAUUCGACAAGACAGGGCGGAGAGAAGAGAGUCUCUUCAAAAGCAGGAGGCCAUUAGGGAAGUCGAUUCUUCCGAGGAUGAAACUGAUGAUGGUUCGGAGGACAGCCAAGAUGGGAGAAGGUUGGAUAGGCCUCCCGGCAGCGACAAUCAGGGCUCCGAUUCUUUUAAUGAUGAUAAGUUUCCUUCUAAAUUGGAAAGCAAAGAUAGUAUUGAGGAUGAUGCUUUUCUGCCCGAGGAUCCAAAAGGUGCAGAGGACUCGCAGAGCGUAAUCGGUCAGCAGCCCCCAGCUGCCUCGGAGAUGCUGCAGAGCGGUCACCAGUCACCGCCUGAGAGUCUCUCAGGGACUUCUCCAGGAAAACCUAGCAGCAUCGAGAAGCCACUGCGAGCGCCAGGAGCAGCAGCAAAAGAGUAUGAGUUGGCAGACAGCAAAGCUCUUGAGCCUGGCAGCCAAGGAGAUGCCUCUUAUGAGGGAAUCAAAGACUCUGGGAAAACUGUGAGUGUUCAGAAAAGUCCAGAUCGCACAGAAUAUACCACAUGCCCAUCCGCAAAACUCCUUCAGUUGGAACAAGGCAACUCUUCGGGUGCCUCCUGCAGUAACGACGGCCUGAAGGAGUGUCUUCUGACAGAAGUGAGUCCAAAAAAGCAAGAUUUGAAACCUUCAUUAGCACUUUCUCCUUGUUGCACAACGGGUAUAACCUCUCCUCUCUUGCUAAGCCAAAUGGACUGCAAAGAGAAAAGUCCUAAGCAGGAACUUCACCCUGUAGAGCAAAGCAACAGGCUUCAGCGCCUGGAAAAUAUCAGCGAACCCACCUGCAAAAGCCCCAGCGCUGAAAAGCAGCAAAGCUCAUCCCAUGUAGAGAGCACUCCGAAAAGCAAGAACCCACCGGCAAUGAGUUCAGCGAGUCCAAGUAGUUCAGCAAGUGCUGCACCUUCAACUCCCCACAUCCCAAGUGCCGGCAAAAAAGCUCUGCCGAUGUCUCAGUUGAUCCCUGUAGCUCAAAGUGUGUUGGGUCCAGUAAAGCUCAGCCUGUCUGGUACAAGGGAGCUGGAGAAGAGAAAGGAGCUUUCCCAGGUGGACCUGUCUUGUAAGGGGGAGAAAGAGCCAAAACAGAGGCGGCAGGAAACCCUCCAGGGGAGCCCAUGUCAAGAGAAAGCCCAGCCUGCCACGGACAGCCUUCCUCGCACGUGCAGGCACUGCACGCAGCCCGCCAAGCCGGCAAAGCCUUGGGAGCCAGAGUGUCUGCCACCCGCGAGGAAGGAGCCCAGCGUGGGCAGCCGUAAGACGCCGGAGGCCUCGGGGGACACCUGGAAAAUGUCUCCAUUGAAGGAUCUGCCACAUGCUCCCGGAAAACAGGUUCUUCGGGCCUCCCCUUUACCAGAUGGCAGCGCCAAGCCUUGCCAAGAGGAGACUCUGCUGCAGGGGAGCCGCAAAGAGGCUGGAGGUCAAUUAAAACCACAAGACUUCCCCUUGUCUCGCGACGGUGCUGUCAGGAAAACAUAGCAGCAUUCCUCGGCUCCGGGGACUCGAGCGUUCUCCGCUGGGAAACCGAGACUGUGUGUCUGAAAUUGUAUGAUACACUAAUAUAAAAUAGAACUUGUGUACAUCUAUUUUUUGGGGAGGGGUUUUUUCAUACUGCUUUUUUGCCCUUUUCUUCAUCCUUGCUCUUCUAUUUUUGUACACAGUGUGCUUGCCAUUUGAGGUCUCUUUGGAACAGGGUAUCUCUGAAGCGGGGGCUCGGAGGGAGGUUGCAGAUUGCUUUCCUUGCUUGUCCUGAGCUGAAGGCACGCUGUGUAUUUAUUUCCCUCUAGUUUUGGAGUUUAUUUCCAAUCCCAAAGAAUUGUGUGUGCGGGAAAAAAAAAAAAAAAAGGCAGCUCACUUAAACACCUCUGUUUUUCAGCCGUGGCUUUCAAAUGUCAUUGUUUCUCCAAUUCCUUGUUUCAGGGCAACUGAAAGAACAGCGACCUUGUUUCAUCAGUUAUCCUGGCAGCGAAAGCCCUCUUAAGUGCAACCCAGACCCCCCUCUCUUUCUUUGCCCCUCUACGUAUCCAGCUGUCUCGGACAUAUCCUAGAGUCCGUUGCUUCUCCGUUCUCAGGCUGGGGUGGGGAAACAUUCCUAUAUUUGUCAAACCCUUAGUUUUUUAAAACCCGUUUCUCAAGUCACCACUGAAACAAGCCUCCAGUCCGUAGCACGCUUUGUUGUGUUGGUUUGCUUUUCUUCCUGCGUUACAGAACGCACGGGGACCCUUUCUUUUAGCUUUUAAAAUUUUAAAUGCCUUUUUUUCCUCCCUUUGCCUCCCUUCUUCUCGUUGGACCAUCGUCAGAACAGAGCAUGCCCGCAGGAAAGGGUGCGAUACGGUCAUUUUAAAGGAACCUCUUAAAUUGUAGCACUCUUGGGCACGACCUGGGUAAUGUUAAAUCCAUGUCAAGCGGGUAUAGGAAGCGGAUCCCUCUUACAGUGGAUCUAAAUAAGUUGUCGAGGGAGUUUAGGUGUGCUGACGAGAACCGACAAACCCCACCCAGCUUUCUGUCCUCUGCUGCCUUGGGAAGCGCUGGGAAGAGCCCCGAGUUCUUGAAUUAUACGGGCGAGCUGCAGACCUCAAAACGACACACGUGGUAUUUCAGCAUCUCAGCUUUCAUAGCCAGAGCAUUUCUACCGCUUAAUUUACUUGAUUCCAGUAGGAAUUGUGAUGAUCUCCUGGGUUCCAGCAUUUCUUGGCUUUAAGUGUAACCAACUCUGGCUAACGAUCUCUUUGAGAGACUCAGAUCAGCAACAAUAGCAGGCUGAUAAAUAGGUAGUAUAAUUAGGGCUAUGGCACAGUAAGCCAUUUCCUUAUUUCAGCCAAUUAAAACUUACUGUCAAAGAGUGCCACUGUCGUCAUAUAUCUCCAAACGCUCUUGGCUUUUACCCCAACCUUGUCUUGGUGUAUCUGCAUGUAGAUCAUCUGUAUCUCCUAGUCAGCCAGCUCACGGAUCUACUUGGAUAGGAAAACUCCUGAACGACGGCUGUCCUUGUAACAGUACUCCAGGCUAAACUUUGCAUCUGUUGGUCCAAUUUCAUUAUACCGCGUUUUCCAUGAUAAAAAUCUCUUCUGCACUUUGAGUUUCAACUUGUUUUCCCUAAAUGCAAGUGUAUGUUUUAUAUAGGAAGCAUUCUUCCCAUCUCGCUUUCUCAACCUGGUUUUAAUUUAUGAUCCAUAGCUUUCAAGACCCCAUUGGAUUUCUCGACCUAUAUUUUUCCCUGUGAACCCCGCCUCCCCCUCCCCCCUCUUUUUUUUGGAUGUUUGGAUUUCAUUUCUGGACCAACUUUUUUUUUGUUUGUUUUAGGAUGGUUUUUUAUUUUUACAUUCAAGUUACUGUUUACUUCGUAUAUCUGUGUGAAUGCAUGUGUUUACGGUGGUGCUGUGAAUGCACUAAUAGAAGCCUCCACGCUCCAAAAACCAGUGAACUGUUCCAGCAGCGACCUGUUAUUACCACUCUCUCUUUGAUCCCUCCACUGGGAUCCAUAAGGUAGUUGAAUGCAGAUGGAUUCGUAAUUAUAAAUCAUUACUUUCCUGCCACCCAGUUGGGGGUCCCGUUCCUCCACCCCCAUCAGAGCGCUCUUCUCCUGAUGGCGGUCUCAUCCUGAGCUGGGUGCGGAGAGUCGUGAGCGCGGAGGGCUGCCUGCGAGGACCUGGGAACGCCACCGGUUUGCUCCUGAACGGGUUGAUCCACUAAACAUUUCCGAAACACGGUACGACUGACAGUACGAAACCAAACCAAGUCUGCCUGGUGCAAAGCACUUCUCCCUGAGAAAUGCAAGCUAGUUCUGGAGAGCCUGCUCCAUGUCAUGGGGUCUAAGGUACGAACCCAUGUCGGGGCAUAGCCCCUGCAACGUCCGACUUGGGUCUCAGCGCGAUAGGCAAAGCAGUGCACCCCUCGACAUCAGACAAAGGUAAUUCACCCUGCAGAUGUAACCCCAGCGGUCUGUAUCGCUGCGUAAAACAAGCCAUGAUUGUGGGGGGUUCGGCUGCAGCCUCGCCUCUUCUUUCGAGCACAGGUGAUUCAGCUUGCGCUGAAAAGAAAAUUGCCUGCCUGCUUUUUAAUGCACGUGCACUCAUUAAUUGGGGAGGCAGCUAAUGAUCCAUGGAAGUAAUGAAGUACAGUUUAUUUUGAGCGCACAGGCAGCGCCGCGUCCAGGAGAUCUGCCAGGGUGAGCCUCGCGAGGGAGGAAGGUGCGACUAGGCCAGAGGGCUGGGGCCAGGGUCACGUCUCUGGGAGGCGGCGAGGGGAGCUCCCCGGAGGGACCCAGGCACCCAGUGACCGCUCGGAGAGCACCAGGUCCGUUAGCCACAUACUCCCUGCUCUUUGAACUUAACCCUUGGUGCAGCGGUUGUCAUCGUGUGGCUGCCGAAACGCGUUGCGUAGGCACCGAGGAAGAGUGUGAAGAGGCCCUGACGUGCUGCUGCUUUUGCACGAUGGCGCCAGAGGUAUUUUUGCAACUAAUUCAGCUAAAGACAGCACAGGACAAAUAUUUAGCCACUCAGUUUCUGUACCAACGUGAAACAAUAGGUGCAAUAUUAGACAUCCGCCUUCGCAAGCCCAAACAGGCUGGCGUUACUAGGAACAUGUCCGUUAACAGGGAAGCCCCAACAUCUGUAUUUCUGGGCAACAUCAUCGCUUUUCCCGAGACGCCAGGUGCACAGCCCCCACUCCGUACACUCAUUUAAAUUUGGCACAUUAUAGCUGAGCUUUUGAGCAAAAGUUUCCAUGGAAAAUUGCAACAAUGCCCCAGAUCUGUGCCAAGAUUCACUGCUUGCUUUGCUGGAAGGUAAAAGCAAAAACUCUACGUAGUCUUCUCUGCUAAUCUCAGAGCCGUGGGAGAGGUGAGGUGUUAGAAACGGUUGCGUUUGCACGUUGCGUGCGCACGCGCGCGUUAGCACGGCGUUUCGGAGAAGUUAGGAGCCAUUCUCCUCGUACAGAACAACCCGCAGACGAGAGUCCGACCGUCACGGUGAGCCCAGGCCCGGAUCAGUGCGAGGCAGCGAGCGUGCCUGUGUGCGCGUGUGAGAUGCACGUAGCCGUCUCAGCACAUCGCUCGCUUUUUAUUUUGGGUGAUUUGGGUGUGAGUUUUUUCUUCGGCUCGUUUUGGGUUGGGAGUUUGACCUUUGCAGUCCUCCUUCAUUCGUGUACACAGCCAAUGCAUUCCUGCACCGUGCUCCAUUUCAGUGUUAUUUUUCCCCCUUCUCGACUUGUCGCAUCCAAGGCACCUGAAUGGUAUUUAUUGUAAAUAGCAGACUCGUAGCCGUGUCGCUGCCACUCCUGGGGUUGCGUGUUGGGGGACGGCUGCGUGUUGGGGGACGGGCGAGUGGAGCGACCCGUGGUCUUCGUAGCCACGCUGCGUUCGAGUGUGAUAUGGAUUUUUUUUUUCUUCCUGCGAGAGGAGGAUAACGUCUUUCUCUGGUUUUCUCUUACUGGACGUGAAGGAUAAUGCUGUACUUCUAGUAGAAGAUUUCGACAGACGUGUGUGUUUUACGUUGUGUUCGGUUCUCAUACCCAGGCAGCUGGGAGAGCGGCUUUGAAGCCGGGCUCUGUCAAGCUGCGUCACUCAGCACUUGGCUAGAGAAGAGAGAAGUGUGGGAUUUAAGUGUUUUUAGAAACUUGAACAAUUGCCACAUAAGAGCGGUGCAAUAAUUUUUAUUCCUGUUGUGCCUGCAUGUUGAUGUUAAAAUCCUCCCAAAUAAAUUUUUUUUUUUUUACAUAA